AUGACUGUGGAGAGGCAGGGGCUCUGUUCAGCCAUAGGGUUCUCAGAGAGAUGCCUUCCUGCAGCUUCCUGUGCAACCUAUAGGCCCAGGGUAUCCAGGCACCCACCCUUCAGUGAGGACUGUGAACCAGACUGCAACAGGUUCCAGAACCCCUGUGAGGCCCAGCUUGGGCUGCUCCCUGGCUUCAUUCCCCUGGGAGCACCUGCUCCUUCUCAGGCUACUAUCCUGGAGAUUUUGUUCCAGAACCCCAAAGGCUGGGCCAGUGGCCUGCCCACAUCCUCCACUGGCAGCCGCUUCAAGCUCUGGUCCCUUAGCCUCUUCUGCACGGAGCGGCAUCUGGCCAGGCGCCUCAAGAAUAACAGCUUUUACCCAUUCACACAGCAGCAGCCUGGCGUCUUUGUGCUAGAGUACUACCUGGACACGCUCUGGAAGGGGACUCUGCUCUUCGUUGUCUGCCUGGUCCUGGUCAGUUUAGACAUCCUCAAGCAGACGGAGAAGCAGUUGGCUUGGGGCAUCUCGGCCUAUGGCAUGUGCGUGGGCCUGUGGCUGCUGGUCUCGUCGCUCCCACGGCGCCGCCUGGUGCUGAACCAUACUUGUGGCAUGUACCACUUCUCCAUCCGGGGCCGCACCGUGUGCCAGGGUCCCAUGCACCUGGUCUACGUGCGCCUGGCGCUCAGCUCUGACGCCAAAGGAAGGCGCUUCUUUCGACUGGUCCUGUGCGGCCACAAGCUGGAGCCACUGGUGCUAGUUCAGCUGUCAGAGCGCUAUGAGCACAUGGAGUAUCUGGGACGUCACAUCGCUCGGAAACUUAGUAUCAACUACUUCGACUACCUGGUCACGUCUCAUCGUCACGAGAUCCGCCACUGGCCGCUGGGGGCCGCCUUUAGCCCAGGGAUCGUGCUGCGGAAGGACCACAUCUGAAACAAGCCUGGCUGCUUUGCAGCUAUCUGGAUUUGUCACUCGGACCCUGUCCUGCUUCACCCCCUAUCCGCCAUUUCUGGGAGCCCCUCCACACCCACCCUGGGGAUUCAAGUCCCACCCACUGCUCUUCCUCUCAAUAGAGCUGUCUCUAGCUUCCAGCCAGGUCA
This is a messenger RNA of Heterocephalus glaber (naked mole-rat), 1088 nucleotides long. RefSeq names its product catsper channel auxiliary subunit theta (gene Catsperq). The record is from RefSeq and is a predicted model, not a curated record. NCBI's taxonomy places the organism in Eukaryota, Metazoa, Chordata, Mammalia, Rodentia, Bathyergidae.